Messenger RNA from Megalobrama amblycephala (Wuchang bream), 3227 nucleotides. It is a transcript of the gene isl2b, whose product is annotated as ISL LIM homeobox 2b. The record is from RefSeq and is a predicted model, not a curated record. Gene Ontology annotation, molecular function: cis-regulatory region sequence-specific DNA binding; DNA-binding transcription factor activity, RNA polymerase II-specific. The transcript has 7 exons. Gene Ontology annotation, cellular component: nucleus. Gene Ontology annotation, biological process: axonogenesis; positive regulation of transcription by RNA polymerase II; neuron fate specification. Lineage: Eukaryota; Metazoa; Chordata; Actinopteri; Cypriniformes; Xenocyprididae. The coding region runs from base 792 to 1796 and encodes 334 amino acids.
CUGAAUAAUCAUGUGGUAAAACGUUCUAAAAUGCUUAAACCGAGCUUUAUCAUUUUAGAUUCUGGAUUCACUCGAAUCCAAAUAAGACACCAAUUCGACAAAACGUCAAAUAGUUACGAAUGAAAUUGUGUUGGUUUGAUUUCGGGUUUGUUGUUAAACUUUUCAACCAGUAGAUGUCACCAUGAUAUAGCCUACUUCGACAUUAAUGAGCCACUUAGAAAGAUUAAUCUCGUUCACUAUAGCCUACUGUAUAUAAUCCUGCAGGAACCCUCCCAAAAAACUCAAAUUGCCUACCAUUGUUUGUUUGGUUUUUGUAUGUUUCCAUGUCUUACCUUCCUGCAGCCAACCUCGCAGCAUACAAAUGAAGAUGUUUUCAUAUUGUUCUGAAACAACACGCACAGUUAUCUGAUCAUGUCUAGGGAGCGAAAUGAAUCAAUAAUGGGUGCAGUGUGACUUGUUGCCCCCUAGUGACGCGACUUAGUUCGGAUUUACGCCUGACGUCACGUCUUGUGCAUCAGACAGCUCUCUCAGCCCCUGUGUUUACCCCCCUCUCCAUCUCCUCACUCUGGACUGAAGUUGCGGGGCAGCCGGGAGCGGGCAGUACCUUUUCUCUCUUCUCUCUUUUCUCUCAAGAAAUCUUCUCUUCAAGGCAACCUGUAUGGUGGAUAUAAUAUUCAGCUCUUCUUUUUUGAAUGAUAUGGGGGAUCAUUCCAAAACCUACUGAUUCUGCAGCAUCUGCCCUCAUAGCUGUCUUGAUUUUUUCACUAGCCGAAUAGAAGUCCGGACUUGCGAUGUGUGUAGGCUGCGGCAGUCAAAUCCAUGACCAGUACAUCCUGCGGGUCUCCCCCGACCUGGAGUGGCACGCAGCCUGUUUGAAGUGUGUGGAGUGCAACCAAUACCUGGACGAGACAUGCACUUGCUUCGUACGGGACGGGAAAACAUAUUGCAAGAGAGAUUAUGUAAGAUUGUUCGGUAUAAAAUGCGCAAAAUGCACUUUGGGCUUUAGCAGCAGUGAUUUGGUCAUGAGAGCUCGGGACAGUGUGUAUCACAUCGAAUGUUUCCGCUGCUCGGUGUGUAGCCGGCAGCUUUUGCCUGGGGAUGAGUUCUCUGUCCGGGACGAGGAGCUGCUGUGUCGAGCAGAUCAUGGUUUGGCUCUGGAGCGCGGGUCAGGCGGCAGCCCUCUUAGUCCGGGAAACAUCCACAGCAGAGGAUUACAUAUGGCAGCUGACCCGGUGUCGGUCCGACAAACUCCUCAUCGGAACCACAUGCACAAACAAUCGGAGAAGACCACUCGGGUGAGGACGGUGUUAAACGAGAAGCAGCUACACACUUUACGGACGUGCUACAACGCAAACCCGCGACCAGAUGCGCUCAUGAAGGAGCAGCUGGUGGAGAUGACAGGCCUGAGCCCGCGGGUCAUUCGAGUUUGGUUCCAAAACAAGCGCUGCAAGGAUAAGAAGAGAUCUAUACUCAUGAAACAGUUACAACAACAGCAACACGGCGAUAAGACGAAUCUGCAGGGUAUGACGGGCACUGCGCUGGUUGCAGGCAGCCCAAUAAGACACAACCCUUCAGUGCCAGGACACCCGGUGGAUGUGCAGACUUACCAACCACCCUGGAAAGCUCUCAGCGAAUUUGCACUUCAGAGUGACUUAGAUCAACCUGCAUUUCAACAGCUGGUGUCUUUCUCGGAAUCCGGAUCUUUAGGAAAUUCAUCGGGCAGCGACGUGACCUCUCUUUCUUCACAGUUACCGGACACACCGAACAGCAUGGUACCGAGCCCGGUGGAGACGUGAGGGCGACUGCUCGUCUGUUCCCCGGCUAAUCAGGAGAACGGCUCAUGUCACGGACGCGGAAACUCCGUUAGCAUCACCGGACAGCGCUAUCAGACGUAUUGCAACAACCUGCACUUGGAACAGAGGAGCCUUUUUCCCAAAAUACGUCACUAAAUCCGUUGUGGGCCUGGGAGUGACAUGAUGGAAAGUGAAACUCUGCAUAGUAGACCUACACUAAAAGAAUGGACCAUGUUCACUCGAAAUGGAUAUUCGUUAUUCGUUAUGAUGACCGAUUCGUUAUCGUUUCUGGACAUUUUUUUUUUUCUUUUUUUUAAAAAAAAGACUCAAUUUCAGAAGUUGGGAAUUUUGUUUUUCGUUGUGAAAUUUAAUGCAGACCAUUUGUGUCUUUGAACAAAAUUAAGUUAUUGUUAUUUAUUGUCACCACAAUUCGCAAAAAAAUAAAUAAAUCAGCACAGACAAUUAUUUUAUUUAUAUUUGCAGUUACAUGCCUGUAGCUGGUCCAGUGAAAAUGUUUAAUUUGUACAGAAAAAGAGAGAAUUAAACAGACAUUGCUAAUAAUAUGAGUAAUAAUAAUAAUCAUGAUAUUUUUAUGCAAUAAUUUUAGAUUGUAAUUAUUAGGCUACAAAAAAUAUACGGAUAAAACGCCGUUUCUUAACGUUGCACUGUUACUUUUAUAAAACGUAAUUUGUUUUAGCAGAAAAAUACAUAAAACGGCUACACAUAUUUGUUCAAAUCAACUAAUAUAUAGGCUAGCAUACAUGGCUAUAUGAUAAAUUGCAUAAGCUUUGCCGAAUAGUGAACCUUGGAGGUGCCAAACUUAUAAAAGUAAAUCUUGAAUUUUAUUCUUUUAUAUCUUAAAACUAGAUUGAUGGCUAGAUUGAUGGGUUAUGGUUGAGAGCGAUGUAGCCUAAUAUGAUGUUGCUUUUUCGUGGUCAAAUCGCUAAAAUGAUUAGUUCUUUUUUUUUUUUUUUUCUUCUUUUCUUUUUUGUGGCAAAUUCACGUGUCAAUACAAAUAUUCCGUAGUCUAUCAGUUGAGCUUUCAUAUGCUUGUGCCAUCACAACAACAAAUAAUACAUUCACAUUCACAGACGCGGGGCGUAAAUUGCGCAAAUUCUCCAAACCACUAAGAACAGUUCGCACAGGAAAUUGAACUAAAUGAAAUUGCUAAUUAUUUAUGCCAAUUAAAUUAUUUUGUUAUUCGUUAACAAUCCCUAUUUUAAAAGCCAUUCACGUGAAUUAGCCUAAAAGCUGAACGCUGUUAGCUUAGUGGAAACACGGUGAUUUUAUUGAUUCACUAAUUGUGAGGGCUUACCAGUUUUCAAAUAUGUCUGCAAAUUUCAAGGUCAACAAGACUUUUUCCUAAAAUAAGGGCUAUGAUAAGUGUUAUCACGAAAGAAAUAGACUACAGCCAAUUAAAAUUUCUUAAAAAGA